AAAAACGCGUGGAUGGUGUGGUGGUGGAAGCACACACAGUGUAUGUAACCCGUACCCGUUUAUUGUUCAUCAAUAUAUUUCUCUCUCUUCAUUACAAAAGCAGAAUAUGCAAAUGCUCACUUGUACCAUCCGCCAUGACUGCACUCCCUCAGGCGAGAAGGAUGGUCUGUGUAUGGCCAGGUUUAAGGCAAAUCUGCCUUAGGAAAAACCUUAUGUAUGGGUUUAUGCAGUUAUUUUCGUUUCCUUUUAAAACCUUGCGAGGAGUUAGCCGAUCUCUUGGUGUUUCUCAUUUAUGUAGCAUGUCCAACAUCUCUUCAUCGUUGCAAAUUGAAUUGGUACCAUGUCUCAAGGACAAUUAUGCAUAUCUUUUGCAUGAUUUGGAUACCGGGACUGUUGGAGUCGUUGAUCCUUCAGAGUCUUUACCAAUAGUAGAUGCUUUGAGCAAGAACAAUCGUAAUUUGAACUACAUUUUAAAUACUCACCAUCACCAUGAUCACACUGGUGGGAAUGUGGAUUUGAAAGCGAGGUACGGUGCAAAGGUAAUUGGAUCAAAUGUUGACAGGGAUAGAAUUCCCGGCAUUGACAUCAGCUUGAAUGAUGGUGACACAUGGAUGUUUGCUGGGCAUGAGGUGCAUGUGAUUGCUACCCCGGGCCACACUAAAGGCCAUAUUAGCUUUUAUUUUCCGGCCUCGGGGGCUAUUUUUACCGGAGACACUUUAUUCAGCUUAUCAUGUGGUAAACUAUUCGAAGGAACACCUGAACAGAUGCAUUUGUCCCUUGAGAAGUUAUUGUUGUUGCCAGAGAACACAAAUAUAUACUGCGGGCAUGAAUAUACAUUGAGUAAUUCAAAGUUUGCACUAUCCGUUGAGCCUGGAAAUGAAGAAUUACAGUCAUAUGCAGCCAACAUUGCCAAUCUCCGUAAAAAGCACUUGCCCACGAUUCCGACAACCUUAAAAAAGGAGAAACUAUGUAAUCCCUUCUUGCGUACUUCAAGCGAAGAAAUACGUCGGGUGUUGAAUAUUCCAGCCAAUGCAAGUGACGCGGAAGUAUUGGGUGUGAUCCGACAAGCCAAGGAUAAUUUUUAAAGAAUUCCUAUAAUACCCUUUUCCUGUCCUGCACAUAAGAAAUUAUUAGGUCUAGUAGCAUUUGGGAAGAUUGUGUUAUAGUGACUAUACAUAGUGUUGGAUUUUUCCCAGCUAAGAAUGAUUGAUGACAUGUUUCCCCCUCAAAUUCAGUCUUUGUUGUGUAAAAUACUAAAAAUGUCUCAUGAAA
This is a messenger RNA of Helianthus annuus (common sunflower), 1272 nucleotides long. Its product is annotated as probable hydroxyacylglutathione hydrolase 2, chloroplastic. The record is from RefSeq and is a predicted model, not a curated record. NCBI's taxonomy places the organism in Eukaryota, Viridiplantae, Streptophyta, Magnoliopsida, Asterales, Asteraceae. The coding region runs from base 135 to 1085 and encodes 316 amino acids. Gene Ontology annotation, molecular function: hydroxyacylglutathione hydrolase activity. The transcript has 8 exons.